AGGUGGAUGUGGAGGCUUGGUAGUUGCUAGCCGACACGACCGAAGCCGGCUUAGUAGUUGAGCGAGCACCGCACCAGCAUACCCUACCCAGCAUCAGCACUUGAGUUCCUCCAGUCGGGUGUGUUGUUGCAUUAUCGAUCGCAAACGUUCGUUGAAGAGGCGACGCGAAGAAUGGGCAUAUUUCGCGAGUUUCCUAUAGUCUUCAAUCUCUACAAAAAGUACAGUUAGUUCGCGGUUGCUGAUCGCUCAUACGAGACGGGUGAACCUUCUUGCGGCUAGACGCCUUCCAUCACUGACAGCUGUAAACACUGAGAUAAUCUAAUUAUCGAAGGAAGAUUAUUUUGAGGAUCGUUCUGUGAUUGCAAAACAAACGCGUUCUUCGAAAAUUGUAUCAAAAUGUCGCAGAUUAUGUCAGAGAUCAUGGAGAAAAAGAAUGUUCUGCAAAGGAAACCCACUCUGGCCAGACGAGUGUCCGAUAUGUUUAAGGAUGGAAACUACAGCGGUCCACCGAUGCUGUUCCGACACGCAUCGAUGCAGAAAAUCCGCCAUUGCUGCCAGAAUGUCAACCUGCUGCUAUAUCUCCUCUACUCCUUCGACAACUCCAAGUCGCAUCCGAUAGCGCUCAAGGUGCACGUCAGCAUCAGCCGUUUCCUCCGAGAGAUCACCAUCACUCUUUUCGUCGCAUACAAGAAUUUGCGUCAGCUGAUCUCGCUGCGCGAGAUCCGCGUCGACGAACCGAUUAAAACGAUCAUCGAGGGACCUGACGACGAUCUCGCUAAACUCGCCACGAGCUUCAGCGGAUUCGAGAAGCCGAAACGCAAGCCGCAUCCUCUGUAUCUGGUCGCGGCCGUGUAUCUCGUACCAUUGUUGCUGGGCUUCCAGAUGGUGACCUUAUGCGGCCUGACGAUUCUCGGCAAGUACACGCCGGGCUUUAUCUUCCUGAUAACCGCGCUCCUCUUCCUCGGCGGCAUCGCGCUCAAGGUGUUGUUACACAACGUCAAUAAGUGUGAGAGGAAAAAAGUGCAGUGAUCCCGCGUCUCAUCACCAUCUAAAGACAGUCAAAGAACUGAAAAAACUCCGAGCUUCGUCUGCGUCACGAUGAACGUUUGCAUAAUAUUAAGAUCGCUACAUAUCUUGUAAUGAGACCCCUUUCCGACAACGUCUUCCAUUUAUUCUUUUGAUGUAAUACUUUAAGAUUCCUUUUUUAUAUGUCAGUCAUCAAUAUCUAUAUGUGCACACUCUGUCCUUUUCUUAUAAAUUAUUAAUUGUAUUGUAUUCUCUUUUUAUACAUUAUCAACACUGUUAAGUAGAAUUCGCGAAGAAGGCAUCCCCUCGACAGUCUUAAGUACAAGUACAUUACUUAAUUGCAAUAACGCGUUUAAGUGGAAGCAUAAUUUUAAUCUCGUUCUCAAGUGUAAUAUCGGAGGACCACUUGCAUUCUUAGAUUUUUCAUAAGAUGAACAUUGCAAGUAGUACCUUUUUAUAUCUUCUAUAGCAUAAGACUGAGAAUUGUUUUUUAACGUACAUAUUUGUAUGUAAUUGUAAAUAAUAAAACGUGCGAGUGAAUGAUUUGUAAAAUUGUUCGAGCAAGGAGUAUAUAACGGAAUACGUUUAUAUAGGAACUCGGUACGUCCAUUGAAAGUUGGUCCAAUCUGUGAUGGAGUGGAAUACAAGUGAUAUAUCUCGCGGGUACUUGCAAUACCACUUAAUUACGCGCGA
This is a messenger RNA of Formica exsecta, 1719 nucleotides long. RefSeq lists its product as uncharacterized. The coding region runs from base 397 to 1029 and encodes 210 amino acids. The record is from RefSeq and is a predicted model, not a curated record. The transcript is spliced from 3 exons. Lineage: Eukaryota; Metazoa; Arthropoda; Insecta; Hymenoptera; Formicidae.